Molecule: messenger RNA, 1031 nt
Organism: Malurus melanocephalus (red-backed fairy wren)
Lineage: Eukaryota; Metazoa; Chordata; Aves; Passeriformes; Maluridae
Product: FYN-binding protein 2-like
Exons: 4
Source: RefSeq, a predicted model, not a curated record
CGUGGCUGCGGGACGGGCGCUGCAGCGGGAGCGGCUGCGGGACGCGGGGCACGGAAUGUGCUGGGCUGAGCGGCUGCAGCAGGCACGGAGCAGCGGGGGAUGGACCUGGAAGGUGUGACUGAUUUCCAAGCCCUCCGAGCCAAAUUCCAGAAUGACCCCGCUUUGGUCAGCAGGAUGGGGCAGCCGGGCCAGACUCCUCCAGCGGGGAUCGCUCCCAAACCCGGCUUUGUUGGGAUCACCACAUCCAGCCCUCUGCCCCCGACCAGGAGAGAGGUGAAAACCUUCACACCUGCCCAUCCCACCUCUCAGCCCCCUGUGCCCACCCUGCACAGCCCCCUGGCCAGGCUGGGUUAUGGGGAGCACACCAAAGCGUUCCAGGGCAUCGGCACCGCGGAGAAAGGGCUGAGCUCUCCCGAGAACAGCUCAGAAAAACCUCUCUCAUCCCAUGGCACUGACCAGCAAGAACCAAGCCAAGCAUCUCCAGAGGACCCUCAGCUCCCAGAGUCUUUCCAGCACGCCCUGCAGAUCUGGGAGGAGACUUUAUCCCGCAAUGAGAAAGCAACUCCAAAGCUUCCAACCCAACGGGCGGCAAACUCAGCUCCCUCUGCCUCGGGCAGAGAGUGGAGGCGACCCUCAGGCAGCUCCCCUGGGCUGGACUGGCGUGCCCAGAGGGAAGAUAUCCUUCCCCAGGCUCCCAGGGGACACAGGAGCUCUGAUGGAGCCGGUGCUGAGGGUGUGGUGGCAUCUGCGUGCUGCCAGUUGGGCUAUGGUGCACCAAGAGAGCCACCCCGGCACCAGAAAGAAUCAGAGCUCCCCUUCUGCCAGCCUGGAGCAGGAACAUGGUCCUACAGCCCCGGGAGGAAAUGGCCAAGGAUUAAACCUCUCCCUCCAGCCGAAUCCCUGGGUCCUGCCCCUGGGAAGCCUCCAAGACCCCCAAAGUUUGAUCUCAGAGCUUUCCAGAGCCUCCUGCCUUUGACCCACAGAGGAAAUGAAACAACUGCUGGAGAAGAGGAUUACCUGAGCCCCGAAAG